Molecule: messenger RNA, 1252 nt
Organism: Ylistrum balloti
Lineage: Eukaryota; Metazoa; Mollusca; Bivalvia; Pectinida; Pectinidae
Product: protein ABHD15-like
Exons: 1
Coding region: 1-1158 (385 amino acids)
Molecular function (GO): short-chain carboxylesterase activity; monoacylglycerol lipase activity
Source: RefSeq, a predicted model, not a curated record
AUGGACAAUAUGGUCCUCUUGCCGAUAAUGGUGCCACUUCCGGUCGCACUGACGUUGGUGUGUACUUCCAUUUUGGCCGUGAUGCUCUAUGUACGUUCGCUCUUCACUUCGAGAGACACGCUACCAAAGUUAUUCUACAAGGAAUCGACUCUUAACACACACCUCCUCAACAAAUCCUCAAUCAUGAGACGACCAUUUCGGCCCAGCUUCUGGAUGAAGAACCGUCACGUGCAGACGAUCCUUGGUAGCAUUCGGCCUCAGUGUAUUGUGCAUUACGAACGGGAAUAUCUCCAACUUUCCGACAAAGGGGUUGUUGCUCUGGAUUGGGUUAUCGGCACAAAUUACGUCAUCAGACGAAACAGCCCGAUCUGUAUUGUGUUUCCGUCACUGACUGGUGAUGCUUAUUCAGUAUCGGAUUUGUGUGGAUCCAUUGCACGUAAAGGAUUCCGAACUGUUGUUUUUAACAGUCGUGGUCAUGGAAAUAGUUUCCUAACAACCAAAAAACUUCAGAGUUUUGGGGACCCUCUUGAUGUUAGACAGUCGGUGUUGUAUAUCCAUCAGAAACACCCUCGUUCCCAAAUCGUCGCAGUUGCCAUGGGAUCCGGUUCUACCGUUUUGUUCUCGUAUCUUGGGGAGUAUGGGUCAUCAACACGACUAAAGGCCACCGCCUUCAUAUCACCUGUGUACGAUGUCUCACAAACACUUAUUCACAGAAUGUCGAAAUUUUACGAGUUUGUCCUGUUAUCGAAAUUAAAACUUAUAUUACUUACACAUGCGCAUGCGCUAUCGGAAGUAGUGGAUAUUGCCAAAGCCAUGUUGUCUUGGAGCAUGUCGACAUUUCAGAAGCAUGUGUAUUGCCAUGGUAACGAAUCGCUUGAACAGUUCCUGGAGCGGAAUGAUCCCAUGCGGGAUGUGGACGAUAUUUCGGUGCCAGUGUUGUGUGUGAGUAGUACUGACGACCCCAUCUGCAGACACACUGACACGCCAUUCGAUAUAUUCCAGUUUUAUCCAAAUAUGUUGCUUGUGGCAACAGCACAUGGCGGCCAUUGUGGAUUUCUAGAAAGUGUGCAGAGACCUGCAUGGAGUGAUAAACUUGUUGUGGAUUAUCUUUCUUCAGUGUUGGAGUUUUCAUCAAAGGGUUACGAACACUCGGGUUAAUGUCAUCAAUUUGGAAUGGGUUGAUGGUGAUAUAUAUAUGUCCCGAGACUGAAGGUUAUAUACAUAUAUAAUAUAUAUGUAACAUGUCAUGAGA